Messenger RNA from Lachancea lanzarotensis, 879 nucleotides. It is a transcript of the gene PET122, whose product is annotated as LALA0S07e01310g1_1. Gene Ontology annotation, biological process: positive regulation of mitochondrial translation. The record is from RefSeq and is a predicted model, not a curated record. Gene Ontology annotation, cellular component: mitochondrial inner membrane. NCBI's taxonomy places the organism in Eukaryota, Fungi, Ascomycota, Saccharomycetes, Saccharomycetales, Saccharomycetaceae. Gene Ontology annotation, molecular function: translation initiation factor activity. The transcript has a single exon. The coding region runs from base 1 to 879 and encodes 292 amino acids.
AUGAGAUACAGUUAUGUUUUGGGGUAUGCGGCUCGAAAAUCUGGUUUGGACUCAGGAACACGACAGAAGCUCAUCGCCCAAUGCUUGAAUUUGGAUUUUGACCAUCUGUUACAGAAUGUCAAGAAAUUACCACUAGAUAGACUGGACGAAAACUUCUUGCACUUGUUUUUGGCGAAAAGCAUCCAGCAUGCGCAUAUCGCGUCUGUAGAUUGGCUAUGGUACCGGUUUGUGAUGGGGCGCAAAGUUUUGGCGGUGAGACCUACAUUACUGUGUGCUAUCGGCACACUGGCUCUAAAUGGGAAUAAGCCGUUUUUGCCCUCUUUGCUUUGUGACCAUUUCGAGUCCUUCUACGGCCAGGAACCCGGGUUUGAAAAGUUCCGGAAUGAGCUCCUACGCAUCAAAGUGGAGAGUUUCGCUAAGAGCAAUCGCGGAUCCACCACUACGUUCCGGGAAAAAUGGAAAGUUUUCCUACAAGAUAUCGAUGCAAUAGUGAGCCCUGCAUGCGCACUACGAAUCCAUGAUUUCCCGCACCUCUCGCAGUCUACACAAGACGCUGAUCCGGAGCUGUUGGAACUGUUGUUGUUCAGCGAAAACAAAAUUCCGAUCAAAAACGCCACAACUUUACCACUACUGCUGAACAUGGUCUUGCUCGACGAUGCGUUGGACAUCGAUUUUAAGAUAAGACUUUUCUGCAAUUUUCAGGAAUCCCAUCGCACCCUACUCUACAGCGAUUCCAUUUCUAUCCUGUUGCAUUAUGUGCGAGGCGAUUUGUACAGAACCACCAAACUCAUGCAGUAUUUGACAAAAAACCAUCUUUUGAUUCCACCACGCGGAGCCAAGACGAUUCUUGCCACUACAAAAGCACAACAUACUCUAUAG